Messenger RNA from Pangasianodon hypophthalmus (striped catfish), 2122 nucleotides. It is a transcript of the gene nek2, whose product is annotated as NIMA-related kinase 2. Gene Ontology annotation, biological process: chromosome segregation; protein phosphorylation. Gene Ontology annotation, molecular function: protein kinase activity; ATP binding. Gene Ontology annotation, cellular component: cytoplasm; nucleus; centrosome. The transcript has 9 exons. The record is from RefSeq and is a predicted model, not a curated record. Lineage: Eukaryota; Metazoa; Chordata; Actinopteri; Siluriformes; Pangasiidae. Bases 371 to 1669 code for a protein of 432 amino acids.
UAAAACUGCUGAUUAUCGGUUGUAGUGUGCACUACUCAGGGGACAAGAGCUGUACUGUUACACACUAUGUAGUGUACUUAUAUAGGGCGUAAGAAGGCGUUUGAGAUUCAGCCUAGUCAACUUUGUCGCUGUCAGUAUAAAAGGUGGAACAUUUGCACACCUUGUUGAGUGAGUUAGGACGUGUGUUUUCAUAGUGAAAAGUUUAAUGUUGCUAUAAGACCGGAACGCUAUAAUAUUAAAGUUAAGCUUUAUACUUUGAAUGAGUGCAGCUGAGCAGCUAGUGUAGUGUUUGCCCUUCAUUAAAUUAACGCUACGUUGCUCUUCCAAACAUUUCAGGGUUGUUGUAUGUUUCAGCGCUUUUGUCGCCACAAUGCCGUCCCGCACGGAGGACUACGAAGUUCUCAGCACCAUAGGCUCCGGCUCGUACGGAAAAUGCCAGAAAAUUAGGAGAAAAUCCGACGGAAAGAUCCUGGUGUGGAAGGAGCUGGAUUAUGGCACCAUGGCAGAGGUGGAGAAGCAGAUGUUGGUGUCGGAAGUGAACCUGCUGCGGGAGCUGAGACACCCUAACAUCGUCAGAUACUACGACCGCAUCAUCGACCGCACCAACACCACUCUGUAUAUCGUGAUGGAGUUCUGCGAGGGCGGUGACCUGGCCACUCUCAUAAGCAAGUGCAUUAAAGAGAGGAGGUAUCUGGAGGAGGAGUUUAUCCUACGCGUCAUGGCUCAGCUGUCUCUGGCCCUGAAGGAGUGUCAUGGCCGGAAUGAUGGAGGCAGCACGGUCCUUCAUCGUGAUCUGAAACCUGCUAACAUCUUCCUCGAUGCCAAGCAAAAUGUAAAACUCGGCGAUUUUGGCCUGGCAAGGAUUCUUAAACAUGACACAAGCUUUGCUAAAACCUUUGUGGGGACUCCGUAUUACAUGUCACCUGAACAAAUGAAUCGCAUGUCCUACAACGAAAAGUCAGACAUCUGGUCAUUAGGAUGUUUGCUGUAUGAACUCUGUGCCUUGUCUCCCCCCUUCACAGCCUAUAACCAGGAGGAACUGGCUGAGAAGAUCAACGAGGGGAAGUUCAGGAGGAUUCCAUACCGAUACUCGGAUGAGCUGAACACGCUGCUGUGCAGGAUGCUGCAUCUAAAGGAUUACCUGCGUCCCUCGGUGGACUCGAUCCUCCAGAGCUUGUUAAUCUCCACGUAUGUGACUCAGGAGCAGAAGAAGGCUCAGGCGAGGCAGCAGCGGGGGUCAUGUGACCUGGAGCAGCCUAAACUGGUGGAACUGAAGCUGAAGGAGCAGGCACUACGCCAGCGCGAGCAGGACCUUAAGGAGCGAGAAGAGAGACUGGAGCAGAAGGAGCAGGAGCUGUGCAUUAGAGAGAGACUAGCGAACGAGAAGCUGACCAGAGCAGAGAGUUUGAUGAAGGCCUAUAAUGUGAUGAGGCAGCAGAGGGCACACUCUCCACUGUUUACAGAAGACAGAGAUGAGAGCAAGAACAUGUCACCUGGAAAGAAGAAAGUCCAUUUUGCGGGUGACAGCAAAGAGAACAUGUGUCCUGAGCAGAAACUCGGCAUCAGAACUCAGGAGCGUGUGCUCAUUAAGAAACUGCAGGCCGUUAAUAUAGGAGAAAUGGAGAGGAAUUAUCAGCUGAAGUGCAGGCCCAUGCAGGGUAUUCGCUAACACUGACGGAUUACAAGCAAAUCCUGAUUUCAGCACAAUGUAUCAUCCCUGAAAAAUGACAUAAACUCUCCACAAAGCAUCAGAAGCAUCUACUAAAGACUUCAUUGUGAAAGGCUUCAGAAAGAUUGUGGGCUUUCCUUAUAAGACACGAAAUCAAUCUUAGCUGGACAACUUGGCCUUGUUUUAAGUUCAUGCCUUUUCAUACAGCUUAAUAUCAAGGAUUUCAAGAAGUGUUAUAUUUAUUGUGUUUUAGAAAGUGAAGUUUGGCCAAAGGUCUAACACUGGAUAAUUGUAUUUAAUGUUAGUUAUGUGUUUCUGAGAAUGUGAGUGUAAAUUGUGUUGGUGCUUAACUUUAUUUUAGUCAUUUUAUUUUUAGUAGUGUUGUAUGUUGUAAAUGUUUGUACAUUUAUUGUGUAGAUCAAAAGAAGAGAAAAAAACUUUCUUGUCUGGUUA